UACUUUGAAAGGAAUGUCUGGGUUAUUGUUCACAAUCCUACUGGGGUUGUGUACAUGCAUCACUUGUCAAAAACUGGAACUCGCAGACAGAAACCGGCAAUUGGACAUCAAUAAAAAUGUCGGCAUUGAUCCAAUCCGGAAACGCAAAAUACAAUUUCCGCCAAAUCAAACAGUGCGCCAAACUGAAGUGCCAGUCACUACAAAACGCGCGAUACUAUUCACACCUGUGACAGCAACGCUACAAACUGAAUACAAUACAGAACGAACGACUCCCACCACCACUACAACAAAUUUCUUUGUCAAACCGACACUCGGAGUCCCUGUUACCACCAGACGACUAGUUAUAUCUUCUACAGUACCACCCACAUUCUCUAAGCCGGCAUCGCCAGAAUUGAGUGGGCCUACAAAGUUUGUGCCCCCGAAUUCUGUUAAACCUAUCAGUCUGCUCCAUAUAGUACGACCGGCGGUUGUGGUGACACGACGAAUAAAACGAAAUACCCAAGGCGUGACAAGUUCCAUGCAAUUGGAGAUAAGCAACACUUUAGAUUUACCAGUUCUGCAAGAAUUUGAAAACCAAACUGAGAUGUUAAACGUCGGGCCACCUCCGAUGUUUACACGGGCCAUACUAGCCACAACUCCAGCAUCUAAUCAAACGAACGACGUUAACAAUCAGUCUAGAGAUGACCAAACCAUUCUAGUGGAUUCCUUGUGCGGAUACCCAGUUUACUAUAAUAGAAUCGCGUGUCACGAGCUAGACUAUUUUACGCAGCCUUUAUCACUAUGCGAGGAACGUGGUGGCAUGAUAGCAUUUGUGUUUUUUGUUGUUGUACUUGGAUUGACAAUUAUUUUUCUUAACUGUCUGCUGCCCAUUGUUGUAUGGCAAAGAUCUGACAUGAGAACACAAUAUGAUUGUAUCAAAGUUUCUUUAUCAGUUGCUGACAUGUUGAGCGGUUUUCUUCUAUUGACCGCCAUUAUUCCAAACACGGUUUGGAUUAGAAAAUACAACGAGGAAAAGGUAGUAGAACUUCUAGAGAAAGACACAAACUCUUCUGUAGCCAUCAUUGUCGGAUCUUUGGUUAACAUGUCGGGACAGGCCUCUCUUCUUCAUCUGAUGUUUUUGUCUAUCGAACGAUUUAUUGCCAUCAAGUGGUCAUUUUGGCAUUUAUUGCGGAGAACUCGAACCAUUAUUAUCACUCUGAGUUUAAUAUGGAUAACAACAAUUUUAUGCGCUUUUAUUCCAGCCGCUUUUUCUCAAUAUUUUGAAUACAAAUUGCAACCACCUUUAUUAAUACACAUGGUGACGCUGCGAACAAUAACUGAAGAAUCAGGAGAAGUAGUAAACGGAAUUCAUGGUCCAUUAUACACUGCAAUUCCAAUGAUUCUGCCAUAUACAAUAAUGUGUGUGGCGUGCAUCAUGACCGGUAUUGUAUCGUACAAAAAAUUGACAAGAAGGGCAAAAACAUUUGGGGCCGAUGGAGCGUUCCACGCCACUUCAGGAAAACCCAGCGCAUCGACAGGUGUGUCAGCCAUUCCAGUAACUAAACACAGAUUAAAAACCUCAGAUAAGCUACGACCUGAAGUAUCGGUUUUCAUCACCAUUCUCAUAAUGAUUUUGGGAUUCACAGUAACAAUACUGCCUUUCGGAAUCGUGCUCUUCCUAUUCGUGGCGGGAGUUUUCAACUGCAACAACUACACGACUCCGUAUACUGUUUCGUUCUACGUUGGUCUCGCUAACGGGUUCAUCAACCCAAUAAUAUACAGUUUUCGGGAUGAAAGAUUCCGAAUUGCUGUUAAGAAAAUAUUCUGCUUCAGAUUGGAGGAUAACGACGGAAAUAAAUAUUUGAAUCUGAAGCAGUCUUCAACAGUGACCCACAAUGCGACAAACAUCAGUUCAAAAGUGUGAUGCUUUGAAUAUUAUGAUUGCAAAAGAUUAUUGGCAUUCUGUACAGGAUCAGGCUCAAAAUCGAUCAGCUGCCUAGACCUUACAUCACCAUCGUACUGUGAGAUUUACUUUUUCUCAAAGCAGUGAAGCGAGAACCCAAGCUCAGCUGGACUCAAAAGUUUGACUUGUAACAAACUUUAUCCCUGAAUCUUUUGAAGCAAACUCGGUUCCGUCGGUCGUUGCGAAUUGUAUAUAGUGAGUGUGUAUCUCGCAAUGUUUCGCCUCGUUUUAAUAUUCGUCUUGUAUUUUACAUUUUUCUCCUAAUAUAUUCAAUUUCAAAACAUCAAAAAACUUUACUAUAAAAACUUAAGAAGUUAUGAAGCCAUGCAGAAAAAAGUUUCGUAGUGUCAGUACUUUCUUUUAUGUGAGAUUACUUGUUAUUAAUCAAUGUAUUGUUUUUAGAUAUCACGAGUUUCAUUUACUUCAUACAGCAAUUGAUACAGGUUCAAUCUCAAGGAUUCAAUAAUACGUCUUAAACACUCAUUAUUCAAUUUACAGGAUUUGUUCUUACUUGGUAUUUUGCUUCAAAACAAUAUCUAAUACCACUUUGGUCAAUUUUGCAGUUUAAACGCCAAACCAUUUUCAAUUUAAAUUCCUAAGCACCAUUCCGCCAUUUUGAUUUUUGUAAAGUUCCCCAUCUUAAAUAUCAGAACUAUUUUGCCGUGAUUUCAUGUCUUUCCCUUUAAGUGCCGCCGCCAUUUUGUUUUACUAUGUUCAUACAAUUUCUUAUUCCAUUCUCACAAUGACAAGAAUUUUAAAGCGACACAGAGACCCUUUGGAAUAUAUUUUUUUGUCUUCGUAUUUUAUUUCUCUCAUUAACCGACUUAGAUUCUCUCGUCUAACUAAGCCAUUUCACAAUAUCGUACCAAUGUCUCUUAUUACUUUUAGCGAUUUUAAUCGGUAAGUAUGUUGAUAGGUAUUUGUCUGUCUGUUUGUUUGUCUGUUUGUCUGUCUGUCUGUUAGAUGCACGCGAUAUCUC
Styela clava is the source of this 2921-nucleotide messenger RNA. RefSeq lists its product as uncharacterized. The record is from RefSeq and is a predicted model, not a curated record. Lineage: Eukaryota; Metazoa; Chordata; Ascidiacea; Stolidobranchia; Styelidae. Gene Ontology annotation, molecular function: G protein-coupled receptor activity. Gene Ontology annotation, cellular component: plasma membrane. Gene Ontology annotation, biological process: G protein-coupled receptor signaling pathway.